GCUGGCCACGCCCGGCCGGGCCCGGCGCUGCGAGCGGCUGCGGUGCCGCCGGUGCGGGCCGGGCCCGUCCGGUGCGGGCGGCUGUGCCGGCCGGGCCAUGGGCAGCUGGCGGCGGGACGGGCGGGUGACCGCGCUGCAGCGGCUGGGCUGCGCCGGGCUGGCGGGCGCGCUGAGCCUCAGCCUGACGGCGCCGCUGGAGCUGCUGACGGUGCUGGCGCAGGUGGGCACCUGGCACUGCCGGCGGGGGCUGCGCGGCGCCCCGCACCGCCUCUGCCGCGCCGAGGGCCUGCGGGCCCUCUGGAAGGGGAACCUGACCGCCUGCCUGCGGCUCUGCCCCUACAGCGCGCUGCAGCUCGCGGCCUCCCGCCGACUUGUUAUACUUUUCACGGACGAGUUGGGUCAUAUUUCCCACUGGAGAGCCAUCAUGGCAGGAAGUCUGGCUGGCAUGGUUGCAACCAUUGUGACUUACCCCACUGAUGUAAUUAAAACACGGCUCAUUGUGCAGAACCGACUGGAACCAUCUUACAAAGGAAUUCUUCAUGCUUUUUACAAAAUUUAUCAUCAAGAAGGACUCCUUGCACUCUAUCGUGGCGUUUCACCAGCCAUAUUAGGUGCUGUCCCAUUUUCUGCAGGCUCAUUCUUUGUUUACAUCAAUCUGGACAAAAUCUGGCAAAAACCCAUAGUUCAUUUUACUCCUCUUCAGAACUUCAUAAAUGGCUGUGUGGCUGCUGCUGUGGCACAGACACUUUCUUUCCCCUUUGAGACUGUCAAGAGGAAGAUGCAGGCCCAGAGUCCUUGGCUUCCCCACUAUGGAGCAGUUGAUGUCCAUUUUACUGGCAUGGUUGACUGUUUCCGGCAAACUGUGAAGAACAAGGGUGUGCUUGGACUUUGGAGUGGGCUCACACCCAGUCUGCUCAAGAUUGUCCCAUACUUUGGUGUGAUGUUUAGCACCUUUGAAUUCUGCAAGCGGGUCUGUCUGUACAGAAAUGGUUAUAUUGAAUCUCCUUUAAAUUACAAGCUAACUCCUGGUGUGGACCAGAGUUUACAGCCACAAGAACUCAGAGAAUUAAAGCUCCUCCCAAGGGCAAAUUUUGAGCCAAGUAAAUCAGCUCUUGAAAACUGACAUUGGAGUGUCUGCUGCAGAUACACACACUGCCUUUCUUUAGGAGCUUCGUAAGAAGGACAUGCUGAACUACAGGUACCAGCAUCUCAGCAGAUUGUGUGGUUGUGGUACUGAAACACCAGUGCCAGGAAUGAGUAAGUCUUGUAUCUCAUUUACUGAAUGGAUAUAAACAAUGUGAAUAGCAAGCAUAUACUGAAGAGGAGAGAUGCAACUAGCUUGAAAAAGCUAUGUGAUUGGAACUUGAAAUUACAGUAUUCUAGGUGCUUUUCAAUACUGAAUAGCCAUUUUGAGAUAAAACCACUUGCAGAAAGGCAAGAGAACUGAGAUAAAAGCAUAAAUUGUGUCUUCAAAGAUAUUAAGCAAAUUCAAAUGUUUUUUUUUAAGGAAUCUGAGAUACCGAGCCAGCAAAAAAUUAUGAACAGACCAGAAUGCAUCCAACAUGCAAGAAUUUAUACUGAAAUCUUUUUUCUAAUGGUACUAUGUGGAGAUAGCAUUCUGCUGAUGCAGAGCUAGGCUCAGUUUGGUCACACUCCAAAAUCCACUCUUCAGUUUUUGAGACUUACUUGAGAAUAAUGUUUUGUAUUAAUUUUGGGUGUAAAGAUAAAAUAUGCUGCUGCAACUGUGCUUUUGCUAAGAGAGAACUGCAAUGUGCAAAAUGAGCUGUCAUACACUGGAAUGACAAUCUUGCAAACUUAAGUGCAUACUAGAAUAUAAUUCUCCCCUUUCUCCUAUGUUGUUACUGCAUGUACAUUAGUUAUUUCAGGCUUUGACAAGCAGUUUUCUUGAAGUUCUCUACCUGAAGUAUUUCCCGAAGAAUGCCAUUCGUAAAUGUGUUAGAUAAUUCAGAGCCACAGGCCUUGUCAUGUUUUGGUAUUGUUAAAGCUCUAUUUUUAUAUUAAACUACUUUUUAACUUCUUUGCACAGACCCAGGCCAACUGUGCUGCUCAGAACUUGCCAGCAGAAUAUCACUGCACACAACCUGUGAUUUUUCUUUUUCCACUUAAGUGCUGUGACCCAGCAGCCACAGAUAGUUUCUGUAGAUACGAACGAUUCUGCAAGACCACUAGGUUGUUGCCAGUGCAAUUGAUAGGCCUCUCACCACUCUGGGGAGCUUUUGGGCAAUAAAAGAUCAUCUUGGCAUUAUAA
Apus apus (common swift) is the source of this 2269-nucleotide messenger RNA. RefSeq names its product solute carrier family 25 member 43 (gene SLC25A43). Bases 98 to 1123 code for a protein of 341 amino acids. Lineage: Eukaryota; Metazoa; Chordata; Aves; Apodiformes; Apodidae. The transcript is spliced from 5 exons. The record is from RefSeq and is a predicted model, not a curated record. Gene Ontology annotation, biological process: transmembrane transport.